UGAACACCCUGGAGACGGUUACCCUCCGUUCUGCUGGCAUCGACCUAUUCAAACAAACAGAAACAAGAACUUGAACAUCCCUGCUAUGCCUGGCUACGAGAGGGUCCCUGUCGCGGACGAAGCCGACCAUCAAUCUUCUAUUGCACCGCCAGCAACACGGCCCGGCCUCCCAGACUCUCCACCUCCUAGUUUUCGUGAAGCAAUCUCCCAAGACGCAGAACUUGAUGCAGCCUUCAACAACCCCGACGCCGAGGAGGAGUCAGAGGACGAAGAUCAGCAUGCAUAUCGACUCCAUGGACGACAACCGAAUCAGGAAGUGGAGCGUGUAACGCUACUACAACAAAGUGAAGAGAGUUCUACACAGUCGACACCGGCAGCUUGUGCAAGUGGGAGGACACAACCAAGAAAUCACAAUGUUGAGGGUGUGUUCAGUAAUUUGAGUGCCAAGCCUGAGGUUGAGACGGAGAAGGUUGAGGAGCAUCCUCCGACCUACGAUGAAGCUUCCUCCGACCAAGCGCCACCGUAUUGGGAGACGACGAUCAUCGCUCCCGGUAUGUCUUCUGACGAUGUCUUUGUUGACGGUCUUCCAGUCGGCAACGUCUUCUCCUUUGUCUGGAAUAUGCUCAUUUCUAUGUCUUUCCAAUUCGUCGGAUUCCUCCUCACAUACCUCCUCCACACCUCACACGCUUCCGCCCAAGGUGCCAAGGCUGGCCUUGGUAUCACAUUGAUCCAGUAUGGUUUUUACCUCCAGAACCCGAACGCAUACGCUACGGACUUCAGCUCCACUGACCCCUUUUUCGGCACCCCGAUUGAUCCCACGGAUCCCAACAGUGCACUUACGUAUACCGGUGAUGCUGCGACCGUACCGCCAGCUGUACCCAGUGGUACUGGUACGGAGGUGGAUGCGAUUAGCGGAGGAGAGUGGUUGAGUUACGUCUUGAUGGUCGCAGGAUGGUUUUUGUUGAUCAGAUCAAUCAGUGAGUUCUUCAGGGUGAGGAAACUUGAGGAAUUGGUUAGGCAGACACCGACGAGGCCAGGUGAUGGACCGGCUGUGGUUCGUGAGGGCGAGGGUGAGAAUGCCGUCUGAGUUGUCUGAGCAUUAUUAGUAUUGGUUUUACAUUCCCGGUGCCAUUGCGGCGUGAUUCUUGGAGCUUUAUUGCAGCCGGAUGAC
This is a messenger RNA of Saitoella complicata NRRL Y-17804, 1171 nucleotides long. RefSeq lists its product as uncharacterized. Gene Ontology annotation, biological process: ubiquitin-dependent protein catabolic process; metal ion transport; positive regulation of protein ubiquitination. NCBI's taxonomy places the organism in Eukaryota, Fungi, Ascomycota, Saitoellomycetes, Saitoellales, Saitoellaceae. Gene Ontology annotation, cellular component: perinuclear region of cytoplasm; Golgi apparatus; endoplasmic reticulum. The coding region runs from base 86 to 1087 and encodes 333 amino acids. The record is from RefSeq and is a predicted model, not a curated record. The transcript has 4 exons.